This is a messenger RNA of Dendroctonus ponderosae (mountain pine beetle), 2747 nucleotides long. RefSeq names its product ubinuclein-1. The transcript has 10 exons. Bases 100 to 2556 code for a protein of 818 amino acids. Gene Ontology annotation, cellular component: nucleus. Lineage: Eukaryota; Metazoa; Arthropoda; Insecta; Coleoptera; Curculionidae. The record is from RefSeq and is a predicted model, not a curated record.
UAACUUUGAAUAGCUUGUUUGGCUGCCAGAGUAGUGCAUUUUAAACAUGUUGGAGUAAAGCCGGGCAGUGUUAUUUAGUUAAGUUUUUUGUGAUGAACUAUGUCAGACAUUAAACGUGUAGUUUUAUCAACAUUAGAACCACAAAAAGUGUGUGCAAAAGUGGUGAAAAAACCGACAAGAACUGUGCGGAUUCGAGUGUCAUUGCCAGAAUCGAAUGAAGACAAAUGCCCAGAAUACAAUUUUAAGGACGAGUUAGCAGCUGUAAAGAAAAAAAUCAAGCAGAAUGGUAAAGAACCAGUUCCUAUUGUACCGAAUGGCGUGGAUCCAUUCGGAGACGAGAACGAUGAAGACGUCCAACGGAUCGCACUCGAACUGGAAGCAAAAUAUGGCACCGGAGUGAGUGGAGGGUCUAAAAAGAGGCGCAAAGGACGUAAGGACGAUUACGCGGACAUAGGGGCGGGCUACGAUGAGUCCGACUCUUUCAUUGAUAACACCGAUGGGUAUGACGAGAUCAUACCCCAUAAUGUUACCACAGUACGAGGCGGAUUCUAUAUUAAUAGCGGCGCCUUGGAAUUCAAAACGGAUGAUGAAGCCACCUCGGAAGUGUCCUCCAGCAGUUCAGAGGAGGAAGAAAGCGAAAGUGAGGAGGAGGACAGUACUCUCAAACUCAACAGAAAGCGGGUGCUUGAAACGUCCGAAGAAGAAGAAGAAGAUGGGAAUAGCAAUCACAGCACUCAAGGAGCAAAGAAGCAGGAAGGCGAGAAACCAAAUAUUAGCAUGCAACAGGCAAUCCAGAAGAAACUAUUCAGUAGGGAGAAAAUUCAGAUUAAGAAGCGGAAGCUGGACGAACAGAAAAAUGCAGCUAAAGAACUUCUGAGAGACAAAAAAAGCGAACCAAAUGGCACAGUUUCAGAUGCCGGAAAAGAUUCUCUAAAAGAAAACAAAAAGCCCAUGAGACUAAGCAGCGUUAUUGCCGCUAUAGACUCAGUGCUAGGUCAAGCUGAUGGUCAGAAAGCAGCUGAAAAUAUCGCUGGAAGCGCGGAUCAAUCAAUUGGGCCUCCCAAUAACAUGCAUGAGCUUACUUCAAUCGGAACCGACAUGUCCACUAGUGGAUUGGAAAUAGUAAAACUCCCCGAAAAUCUACCGCCGGAAAUUCUCCAAGUUAUCGAAAGCCUGAAGCGGUCAGCUAAAGAAUACAAGGACGGGGGGAAAGUGAAAUUCUUCAGCGGUGAUGUGAACACAACACUUCUCAAAUUGGAGCGGAUGUGUAAAGUACUCGGCCGAUCCUCCAGAGUGAGGGUAUAUGAACAUCUGGCACCGUUCGUAAAGUGCCGAAAGGAAACCUUAAUUAAACGUGCCAAAAAUCUCGUUUACGAAGAUGAAAAUUCGAAGCUCAAGAAGGCGAUCGAUAAGCUGAAGGGUCAGAUCAUUCAACUGAUGCCGGCGUUAGUCACAAACCACGAAAAAGAAUGCCAGCGAAUUUUACAAAGAAAGUUCUCCCUAGAAGCAGCCACUAAUGAUGAAAUAAAAAAUUUGAAAACUCCCAGACGGAAAUUUCCUCUGCAUGAAGAAAUGAAGCGAAUAUUGCGAGAUAUUGCAAAUUUAAAAAAACGUUGCCUACUGCACGAAGGCAAGUCGAAGAACGACAUCGAAGUGCUUUUAACCGAUUACUUGCGAGUGAACAUCUUAACAUUGUGGCCCGAAGGAUGGAUGUCGAUGGCAGUUUUGAAGAAAUUCUGCACCGCCAUGGCAAUCAAGACACCAGAUCCAAAGAGUUUAAGCAAUGCGAAUAUAAAUAAACAUUCCCAGAAGAUGCCGGCACCUCUAAUUAAUUAUAGUUCGGGAAAUAAUAUCACCAUCACGCCAGUAAACCUGACGGAUAAAUUGAACGAUGUUGGUUUGGGUUCAAAGUUUAAACCCGACGUUGAAGUUGUGAGUUCAGUAACUGAGAAGCCUGCGAACAACAUUGUGCCUUCAAUUAAGAAGCCACCCGAACCAAUAGUCGAAAAAAUUAUUAUGGCUGUUUACAAAGACAAGCCGGAUAUUAAGGACAAUGGUGUGAUAAAAAUGUCUAAACACAAAGAGGAGCCUGUGAUACCCAAAGACAUGCACUGCCAAAUAAUUGAUCUCACCGACACUCCAGUAAAUCGCUUGCCAGUAGCAGAUCAGGAAAAAUCGCAAGACUCAAAUAUUGGCGCAUCACUGAAAUCAAAAUUCCCUGCACUUACUGUGACUCCAACCAGUUCUCGGUCGCACCUGGAAAAGGAAAGAGAGGAUAUACAGAAGGUGGUGGAGAGUUUAAAAGCCUUACAAAAACUGUCAUCUCCCUCGAAAACGGAAAUGUCUAAUCCGGCCGUCUCAGUAAUAGCGUUCAACAAGACUUACUCAAAUUCGAAUUUCGGUCCUAACAGUGGCGUGACGAAUAAUGAAAGGACGAAUUUCAGUGGCGCCAUCGGAUUUCAGGACGAAUUCCAAAAACAGUUUACCAGUUCCCUGAAUAACCACAAAUCCCCACCCUCUACUCCUUCAUCUUCAGGAUUCAAUAGAUGUAGUUGAUCGAAUUUCAUGUAGAUAAGUAUUUUUGUAUCGGACCUCAAGUCUUGUAAAGUUCUAUUGUAUAGCCCGGCAAACGUGAAAAUUUGUACAUACGUGUUUAUAUAUUAGCUGCCUUGAUAAUUAGUUCUAUUUUUCCUUAUGUUAUUUUUUUCUUGAAAUUUAAAUUAUUAAAUGCCCUGAUUAAAAAUUGA